Ipomoea nil (Japanese morning glory) is the source of this 585-nucleotide messenger RNA. RefSeq lists its product as uncharacterized. The transcript has a single exon. NCBI's taxonomy places the organism in Eukaryota, Viridiplantae, Streptophyta, Magnoliopsida, Solanales, Convolvulaceae. The coding region runs from base 1 to 585 and encodes 194 amino acids. The record is from RefSeq and is a predicted model, not a curated record.
AUGUCGAGCCUCAGCCGGGAGGUCAUCACGCACAAAUUGGCGGUGGACCCCAACGCCAAGCCGGUCCAGCAGCGGAAGCGCUAUUCCGCCGCGGACAGACGAGAAUUUGUGAAGAAUGAGGUCGACACCCUCCUCGAGAUAGGGCAUAUAAGGGAGGUCCUAUACCCGGCAAGGCUCGCGAAUGUAGUCCUCGCACCUAAACCACCUACGUGGAGGAUGUGUGUGGACUACACGGACCUCAACAAGGCAUGCCCCAUGGACCCCUUCCCGCUACCGAACAUAGAUCAGCUAGGGGCCGAGACGGCGGGAUGCGCGCUCAUGAGCUUCCUGACAACAGGGUUCGACCUCGCUACUUUCAAGUCGGUGAUUACGUCCGCCGCAGGGGGAAGCAAGCCGACCCCAGGACGGAGGCAAGUUUGCCAAGAAAUGGGAAGGACCAUAUGUGGUCGAAGCCAUAGUACGCCCGGGCAGCUACAAGUUGAGGACUCCAUCGGGCAAGACAGUGGACUGGGUGUGGAACUCGGAACACUUGUUGAAAUUUUACCAGUAGAAGCACAUUUGUACGGCCUACCCCCUCCCCAAUAA